Molecule: messenger RNA, 1334 nt
Organism: Elaeis guineensis (African oil palm)
Lineage: Eukaryota; Viridiplantae; Streptophyta; Magnoliopsida; Arecales; Arecaceae
Product: peroxidase 72
Biological process (GO): response to oxidative stress; hydrogen peroxide catabolic process
Molecular function (GO): heme binding; peroxidase activity
Source: RefSeq, a predicted model, not a curated record
UCCUUUCCAUCACAGGAGAUAUAGAAACCUCUCAGCAUCUCUCUCUCUCUCUCUCCGGCUUGCUUUCCUUCUUAGAACAGAGUGUAGGUUCCUUAGAAGAGGAAGAAGAGAGACAAAAUGGCCAUGUCCAACAACUUCGCAGUAAUUUUCUCAGUUCUUGCUCUCGUUCCUCUUUGCUUUGCUGCUAGUGGUGGUGGGUACCUCUACCCGCAGUAUUAUGACCACUCAUGCCCGAAGGCUCAGGAGAUUGUCAAGUCCGUCGUUGCCAAAGCUGUGGCUAAGGAGACCAGAAUGGCCGCUUCUUUGCUGAGGCUCCAUUUCCAUGACUGCUUCGUUAAGGGAUGUGAUGCAUCUCUCCUGUUGGAUAGCAGCGGAAGUAUCAUUAGCGAAAAGCGGGCUAAUCCGAACCGGAACUCGGCAAGAGGGUUCGAGGUCAUCGAUGAGAUCAAGGCUGCAUUAGAAAAGGAGUGCCCACAAACCGUGUCCUGUGCUGACAUCCUAGCUCUUGCUGCUAGAGAUUCUACUGUUCUGGCUGGUGGUCCUAGCUGGGUUGUCCCACUUGGGAGGAGGGAUUCCUUGGGUGCAAGCUUAAGCGGCUCCAACAACAACAUUCCGGCUCCAAACAACACACUACCCACCAUCAUCACCAAGUUCAAGCUCCAAGGCCUCGACCUUGCCGACCUCGUUGCACUCUCAGGUGGCCACACCAUUGGCCAAUCAAGGUGCACCAGCUUCAGACAGAGGCUCUACAACCAGACGGGCAACGGGCUCGCCGAUAGCACCCUGGAGGUAUCCUUUGCUUCCCAGCUGCGAUCACGCUGUCCGCGAUCCGGUGGCGACAACAACCUCUUCCCUCUAGAUUUGGUCAGCCCCACCAAGUUCGACAACUAUUACUACAAGAAUAUCAUGGCUUCCAAGGGUCUGUUGAACUCGGACCAGGUGUUAUUCACAAGGAAUCCACAAACAAUGGCGCUGGUGAAACUGUAUGCUGAGAACAGCGAGCUCUUCAUGGAGCAGUUCGUCAAGUCCAUGAUUAAGAUGGGAAACAUCACCCCACUCACUGGUGUCAGGGGAGAGAUUCGGAAGAAUUGCAGGAAGGUUAACUCUUAAUAAUCGAGUAACGAACCACAUAAAUAUAUAUACUUAUACAUUUGAGAAGAAAUAUGAAGCUAGCUGUUCCUACUGUCCUGUAUGUAUCCUUUCUUUUCAUUUUUUGAGUGCCUACAGAGAGAGGUGCGAUGCUGUUGUAAGUUGUAACCUUAGUGUACUGGCAUUCUGUCUUGUGAUUUCAUUUCGAAUCAAUAAAGUCAUAUGUUCUUGUGGUCGUUAUAUUA